Pogonomyrmex barbatus (red harvester ant) is the source of this 1419-nucleotide messenger RNA. RefSeq names its product neurogenic locus Notch protein (gene N). Gene Ontology annotation, molecular function: calcium ion binding; protein binding. Gene Ontology annotation, biological process: multicellular organism development; Notch signaling pathway; cell differentiation. Gene Ontology annotation, cellular component: cell surface; plasma membrane; signaling receptor complex. NCBI's taxonomy places the organism in Eukaryota, Metazoa, Arthropoda, Insecta, Hymenoptera, Formicidae. The record is from RefSeq and is a predicted model, not a curated record.
UUCGGCGAGCUCGAAUCAUCCCCUCGAAAAUAUUCGAACAUCUCGACGCUUCACGAGGGAGUGAUCAGAGGCGUUCUGCGGUCGGCGUGCCGUUGUAUCCGCGUCUUGAUUGGUCGCCGUGGUCGGCCAUCCCGCACUAGCGUAGCGAUACAGCGCACGGAGGCAGGUGCGCGCGCACAGCGGAACUACUUUCAGCGCGUUAAGCGAACAAUAGGGAUCCCAGAAGUGUUUCGGACGCGGUCGUGUUCAUUUACGUCGUGCCGUAUGCUUUUUUUUCCCGUAGCCGCACGAGCACGCCGUGCACACUGGGAUCCGGUUGGUGACGUAUCCGUUGGUGACGCGCGUCGCGUACGAUGCGCCCGGUCGAGUGACGGCGCGCGAUAAUACCGAACUAAUAUUGAACAAGUGUGCAUCGCGCCGGUGAGUGUCCGUCCAUCCGUUCGUUCGCCCGUUCGUCCGUUCGUCCGUCUGUCUGUUCGUCCGUUCGUUUCCCGAGUGUGUGCACCCGUGCCCCUUUCCGAUGAGUGUGUGUCUACCCGACGUGUGUGAAUAAAAAAAAAAAUAGAAAUUGUAAUAUUCACGGCGCCAUGUCGCUGCCAAGGCGAAGAUUGGAUUACGCGCUCACGGUUGGACCGUUGUUGCUCGUGCUGCUGGCGUUCACCUACGUGCCCGCGGUAUCCGGUUUCGUGUCGUGUUCGCCGAGCCCGUGCAAGAAUGGAGGGCACUGCGUGUCGUCGCCGCGCGGCGAAUCGCAUUGCAACUGCACAUCGAAAUAUGUAGGAGAAUAUUGUCAACACUUGAAUCCAUGUUAUACGGGAUCGCGCUGCCAGAACGGGGGUUCGUGCAGAGUACGCGAAGGUAUCGGGGGUGGUACCCCAUCCUUUACGUGUGCUUGUCCUGUCGGCUUUACCGCCAGCCUGUGCGAGAUCCCCAUCGAGAACGCCUGCGACUCCUCGCCCUGCCUCAAUGGUGCCACGUGCAAUCUCAAGUCAUUGCAUGAGUAUGUGUGUACGUGUAGCAUUGGAUAUACAGGCGAGCAUUGCGAACGACAGGAUUACUGUGCCUCGUCACCCUGUCGAAACAGAGCCGAGUGUCGCUCGCUCGAGGACAGCUACAUGUGCACGUGUGCACCUGGUUUCACGGGGCUGAAUUGCGCGGACGACAUCGACGAGUGUGAGAGGAACCCGUGCAAACACGGUACCUGCAAAAAUAUUCACGGAUCUUACAGGUAAGUCGGACAUGCUUAACGGUUGCCCUGUUACACAUACAUAUUUUUAUCUCCAGAAUGAUGAUUACACGACGUGUGCAGUGGAACGAGUGUUUCGAUCGAGAUUUAGGAAUGUUUUUAUAAGUCGAGCCUUUUAAAGCGAGCACUAAAAACACCGCACGUGAUUAUCGAUGGAAUGCCGUUCUCGACAU